Messenger RNA from Mercurialis annua (annual mercury), 1590 nucleotides. RefSeq lists its product as uncharacterized. NCBI's taxonomy places the organism in Eukaryota, Viridiplantae, Streptophyta, Magnoliopsida, Malpighiales, Euphorbiaceae. The record is from RefSeq and is a predicted model, not a curated record. Bases 1 to 1590 code for a protein of 529 amino acids. The transcript has 5 exons.
AUGUUGUCUGGUUGGAGCACUGCUGGUAGAAAAGCAUGCCCGUACUGCAUGGAAAACACCGAUGCAUUCACACUGGAUAAAAGCGGUAAACAAUCGUGGUUUGAUUGCCAUCGCAAGUUUUUGCCUCCGAAUCACCAAUUCCGUCGAAAUGUUACUGAUUUCCGUAAGGGGAAACGAGAGGCAUUUGAGCCUGGUGCGAAAGUUACUAAUGCAUUACUGCCAAAAGAUCAUGGGUGGAAUAAAAAAAGUAUCUUUUGGGAUUUGCCUUAUUGGAGAACGAAUGUAAUACGUCACAAUCUCGAUGUCAUGCACAUUGAGAAAAAUGUCUUCGAUAACAUUUUUAAUACCGUUCUCAAUGUCCCCGGGAAAACAAAAGACCAUGCAAAAUCUCGUGAAGAGUUGAACGACAUCUGUGAUCGGCCAGGGUUAGCUAAAGAUCCGGCAACUGGGAGAUUUCCAAAGGCAAUGUAUGCUUUGGAUAGGGAUUCAAAACGAGUUUUGCUUGAGUGGAUUCAGAAAAUAAAGUUUCCAGACGGGUACGCGUCAUACUUGUCUAGAUGUGUUGAUCUAAAGGGGCUGAAAAUGCAUGGAAUGAAAAGUCAUGACUGCCAUGUUUUUAUGCAACGAAUUCUGCCAAUCGCUCUUCGGGAGCUACUUCCGAAAAAUGUGUGGGAGCCUCUAACAGAGUUAAGUAUCUUCUUCAGGGAGUUAACUUCCACGUCACUGUCAAAGGAAGAUCUAAACCGUAUGGAAACUGAGAUCCCAAAAAUCAUGUGUAAGUUGGAACGUAUAUUUCCACCCAGCUUUUUUGACUCUAUGGAGCAUCUUCCCGUGCAUCUUCCGUAUGAAGCUAUGAUGGCAGGACCGGUUCAGUAUCGCUGGAUGUAUCCAUUUGAAAGAUAUUUGAGGAAAUUGAAAAAAAAGGUCACUAAUAAAGGCAGGGUCGAAGGGAGCAUUAGUAGUGGAUAUCUGCAAGAAGAAAUCGCUAAAUUUGCAUCCUAUUAUUUUGCUGAAGGCGAUCCGAUGUUACCCGUGCGUUUGGGAAGAAAUGAAACUUGUGAUAUGGAUAUCGAUGAAGAUGCCGACAUAUUGGGAAUUUUUAAACCUAAGGGAAAGCUGUUGCGUGGUAGCGGCAGGAGAUAUCUUGAAGACGAUGAGAUCAUCGCUGCUCGGACCUAUGUUCUUCUGAAUUGUUCCGAAAUCGAAGAUUAUCGAAGGGUUUUUGUGGCCGGAUUGCGCGAAAGGAACAGUGACAUAAGUGAAACAGAAAUUGAAAGAGUGCUUGAAAGUGAUUUCGCCUCUUGGUUCGAACAAUAUGUGAAAGAUCCAACUGUCUGUACUAAUCCGUUUAUUCUGAGUCUCGCAAAGGGACCGUGUAGAAAGGUCACCACAUAUAAGGGAUACUAUGUAAAUGGCUUCAAAUUUCUGACUCAGGAAUAUGGGCAGGAUCAACUUACAAUGAAUAGCGGUGUGUGCGUAAGGGGAACAGAAUAUGUUGAGGGUGAAAAUGACUUUUAUGGAGUGCUAACGGACAUAAUUGAGUUAGAGUAUCCAGCUCUACCAAUGAAGCAGACCGUCAUUUUCAAAUGA